Oreochromis niloticus (Nile tilapia) is the source of this 6330-nucleotide messenger RNA. It is a transcript of the gene rab38b, whose product is annotated as RAB38b, member of RAS oncogene family. Gene Ontology annotation, molecular function: GTPase activity; GTP binding. Gene Ontology annotation, biological process: phagosome-lysosome fusion; endosome to lysosome transport. The record is from RefSeq and is a predicted model, not a curated record. NCBI's taxonomy places the organism in Eukaryota, Metazoa, Chordata, Actinopteri, Cichliformes, Cichlidae. The coding region runs from base 185 to 841 and encodes 218 amino acids. The transcript has 3 exons. Gene Ontology annotation, cellular component: Golgi apparatus; trans-Golgi network; lysosome.
UUACUUCACUGACGUCUCCUCAGGGUGGCGAGGCGAGGUCACAAGUUCCCAAACACAGCCCCACAGCAAUCACACACUCCCCCCACAGGGAGGGCGGAGAAAGACACGGAACGCACUCAAACUGCACUCUAGUCAGGUCAAAGUUACUGAAAACUGCUGCCGCUGCUGAGCUCUGACAGGUGGAAUGACCAACUAUCCUUCACACUCCAAUGGUAUGCAGAGUCUCCGGAAAGAGCACCUGUAUAAGGUGCUGGUCAUCGGAGACCUGGGGGUCGGGAAGACUUCCAUCAUCAGGCGUUACGUCCACCACACCUACUCGACUAAUUACCGGGCUACGAUCGGAGUUGACUUCGCCCUUAAAGUGUUAAACUGGGAUUCAGAGACGGUGCGGCUCCAGCUGUGGGACAUUGCAGGUCAGGAGCGUUUUGGGAACAUGACACGAGUGUACUACCGUGAAGCCAUGGGGGCCUUCAUAGUGUUCGACGUGACACGGCCAACAACCUUUGAGGCUGUCGUUAAGUGGAAAGAAGAUCUGGAUUCUAAAUUAAUGCUGGCUAAUGGAAAGAGCAUCGCCACCGUUCUGCUGGCCAACAAGUGUGACCAGGGCAGGGAGCUGACCAACAAUGGCAUCAAAAUGGACCAGUUUUGCAAGGACCACGGCUUUGUCGGUUGGUUUGAGACUUCUGCCAAGGACAAUCUCAACAUCAGUGAAGCUGCAAACUUCCUAGUCAAACACAUCAUGGCCACAGAAAACGACAUCCUGAAAACUGUGGUACCCGACACCAUCUCGCCGCAGCUCAACUCCAACAGGCAGAUGAGCUGCUCUGGCUGCUUGAAAUAAUGAAAGGACAGAUCAGUGUGAGAACUGAAAAAGAAUGGAUGCACAGCAGGACUAAGAGGCAAAGCCAUCUGAAUCUUACAAGGAAAGGGGAGCAGUGGUGGUGUGUACUAUGAAACGGUUGGAACAGUUUGGUUCAGCUCUUUGGUCCAAACUAGAGUUGAACAUUUUAGUUUGUUGCGCUUUUGAGGAGCAAACCCAAGCUUGCAGACUGAAGUCACUUGAAGUUGCUCAUUUAUUUAACAGUUUUUGUUGUAACGUGCCAUGCUGCGAGUGAGAAGUUUUUGCCGGAAUAAUGAAAUAACACUGCUGUCUGUGCUUUUCGUCACGAUGUGGUGUGUUGAGCCAGAGAGCAUAGACACAAAUCUCUGGUCAUCUCUGCCUAUUUUUUUUUUUAACCUGAUUCAAUUUUUACUCUUACAACAACAGCUCGCUUUGAAAAAAGACUGGCAACAUCUUCACCUCAUGAAUGGUGUGAAAGUUCUCCCAAUACCCUUGAUGCAACACACCCAAAGGACUCAAUGCAAAUACACAUCUUUAAUUUUAUUCUGCACUAGCCAAAGAAAAACAGUACUGACCUCUUUCAGAGGAUCCCAUAUAUUUUUUUUGUUGCUAUUUUUUAAUUAUGUGAAUUUUGCACUUUUUUUUUUUUAAUCAAAUAGGUUGUUUAUAUAAUUAACUUUGAGUAUUUAACACUGGGUAAUGUACCAAGAUAAACUGCUUCAAAUCUGUCACACAACUAACAAACUUUAAUUUGUUGGUUAUAUCUGUAGUAACAGUUUGGUUGUGGCAAGAAGCUGCAAAGAAGUGGAGUGAAAUAUUUUAGGCACACAAACAUCCUGGAGCCUGCUUGCUGUUAGCAGACUUUUAUGGCCAUGGAACAGACGUGCUGGAGCAAUUCAAGUUUUAUGUGGUCAAAGAUUUCCCAGACAUAUGUCUUUGUCAAUAGUAGGGGAGUGGUUGUCAUACUGCUAAACACUGGGUUUUAGGCUACAACAUCUAAAUGGUAAAUGGACUGCUUUGUUAUUGAUCUCUCAUAGUGCCUUACACUACAAGCCACACUCACAGAGCGUCUUACUCACAAGGACAGUUCGGUUAAUUUCAGCUGGAGCCGUGGACCAAAUCAUCAGUUUCCGAUUAGCAAAACUUCACAGUGUUAGUUUGGCCCACGCUACCUCCUGAGUCACACUUUUAUCAGAAGUGAUUAUUAAGUGUCUGUGUAUGUAAUUUUUCUUCAUCAGAACCUAACCCCUUGUAUCCAUGGUAACUGGAGUCUUUUUGGAGUAUCCUCCAACAUCUUUGUGAAGCUAUUUCUCUCUGUUUGCAGGCACACAUCAACGCUCGUUCCCAUAUAGACAGAUUUCUGUAAUCUCUGCAUCCUUGUUCCUGUUCUCAUUUUUUUUAAUUGUUUCACUGUGUUUUUUACUCUUAGCUUAGCUAUUUGAAGUUUUUCUUUUGUAUGUUUUCUGCUUUUUUUCCCUCUGCUUUCUUCUAUUCUUUGAUUUACAUUUUAUACAUUAGGUACAUUAUGCAGAUACUGUAUUCAUCAUCUGCUACAUACCGUGGGAUUUAGUACUUAACCUGAUUGUCCAGCCAGUAGCCUUGCAUUGACCCUGCUCCUUUGUACUCCUUGCUAGUAUUAUCCUUUAAAUUCAUUCUUUUGUUCUUCUUCAGUGAAUUAAGACAGAAAAGAUUUGACCUGAUAUAAAUUUAAGUUAGCUCUCAUAUCCUGAUCUGGAUCAGCCCACUAAUCUGGAUUAAAUUAAUUGUUUGGUCUGUUGGGAUUUCUGCUAAUGUACUAUGGGAGGUUACUUCCAUAGCUCACCGAGGUUUAUAUGGCAGUGUCAUGUGGUAGUGUGAGUUUUUAUUGGUUAUUUACAGCAUGCACAAGGGUGGAUUUAAACAAUCUCCUCUCCACAGAAAAAUGUCACAUUUUUUAGCUCAUCAUGAGAGCGUCUGAAGUCAUGCAUCUGUCUUAUGAUAUCAGAAUGGCGGCGUUACACUUUACAGGCACAGGAAAAUAUGCUGUGAGAAAUCAUUGUAUGAUGUGUUUGAGAAGCAAAGAAAGACUUAACAUCACUUCUUCAGUUGUUAUGCUGUGUGAAGAUUGUACUUGUGUAUUUAUUUUAAAGCUGUGAAAUCAGUUAACACAUAUAAACCAUGUUAUCUGUUUUUCUAACACUUUCACAAGACUUCAUAAAACAAUGACUUUAUUCAUCCUCUUUAACCUGAAACAAACAUUUAUUUUCUGAUCACUCUGAGGACCACUGUAAGACAGUGAACAGAAAAUCAGUGUCUAACUUUUAUUAGUUUAAUAAAAAUUAGACAUUGAGUUUGUGUGUGUGUGUGUGUAUGUGUGUGUGUGUGAGGCUGAUUCAGAACUUGAUUCAGGCUGAUUCUCAUAAGGAAGCCACAUGAUUGUUGAUUAAUCUCUGCCCUAGGGUUUAGCAGAUUAGGUCAUCUGCUUGUGGCAUGUUAAGGCAUCCUUACCAAGAAAGCAUCAAAGCAUUUUAGAGCUCGGUCAUCUGAAAACCAUCAAGCUGUACAUUGAUGAAACAAAGGAUUUCCAGAAAAGUGAGAAAGGACAAAAUAAGAUAAAGAAAGUCACUGGGCUACCAUGCGCUUCCAGCCAGAAGAGGUUCAGUUGUCUUUUGUCUAUAAAUCUGCAAAGCAGCAAUCUAGGGAUGGAAAAGUAUUUUUCAAAAGGAUAAACACCUAUUUUAUUUUUUAUUUUAUUUUUUUUAUUUCUUUUUAUUUUUUAAUUUUUUAUUUAUUUAUUUUUUUUUGUUAUUUCAAUUUUUAUUUGGAACCAAGGAUGUACAUGUUAUAUCACACCACAACAGCUUUCACAUUAUUAUUUUUUUGGUAACACAUUUAACCCAAAACCAAUAAAGAAAGUAGGUAAAUAAGGUAAUAUUAACAUAACUUUGAGGAGGUUAGCAAGUAGGGAGCGGAAGUAUCUGCUAUAAAUGAUAAUACGUCGUUAUCAAGGAUCCCCAGAACUUAAAAACUUUUCCUCUUCCUGUCUUAAAAUAAAUGUCAGCUUUUCAAUCGCGUAAAUGUCGUGAACUACAUUAAUCUAGUCCUCAAGUGAAGGAGAGUCUUUCACCAACCAUUUUCUUGUCAGAGUCAAUUCAAUUUUGUACAGAUAUUUGUUUUCAAACUCAUCCAGUGUAUCUGCUCUCAAACCUAAAUAUAAGAUCUUGAAAGAAAAGGGGACUGUUAUCUUAAAUAGUCUUUCCAUAGCUAUCUUUAGCUGAGACCAGUGUUGCUGGAGUUGUGGGGAAGUUCAAAAACACAUGAAAAUGGUUUGUAUUUUGUCUCCAUGAAACCUCCAGCAACACAAUUCUUUAUUUAGGAAACUACUUUUUGCAGGUGUCCUGAAAAAUCUUAUGUUCUCUAAUUGAUGCUCUGAUGGUGAUGGUGAAGAGGAUUGUCUAACUCUGAAAGGCUGUAACAUCUAAAUCAUAAUUUUCAUAUUUAUACUAUUCAUUUGACCCUUCUUGUCCUGUCUUGCACUGUCAGGGGGCAGGAUAGAAACAAAGCAUGGCAUUUCUCUCAGUCAGGAUGGUUAAGAUCCCAAAUCAAACCAGAAAAAUAUCCCCAAAUAGCAGAACAGCCCUCGACUGUAAACAGGUCAGGGUUUGUUUUUUCCUUUAAUUUGUCACCAAUCUGUAAAUGAAUCACUGAAAAGCUGUUUGAGGAUAUUAGUCACAAAAUAUGGCAUUCAAAAAAAACAAACGGCAAUUUUUAUUUCAUUCUCUGUUUAUUCUUAAAGUUUAAACUCAUUGUGUGAUGAAAGAUGGGGCAGAUUUAACUCUUGAUUUCUGGAAUUUGGAGACACGAGCACAUUAAGGCAUGCUCUGUGUGGCUCUCGGGCUCUGCCAAAGAACCACCUACAGAAAAUGUCCAUAUAUUCUCUGUGAGACAGGAAGAGCGAGAGAAGCUGGUAGUAAGAGAAGAUCAAAGAGACACGGCGCUAAAAUGUUACAGCAACAAAAGGUUACCAAGGAGUCAGUGGAGGUAAACCAACAGACACGCUGAAUUUGUCAUCAUAACUGCUUUAAAAAACAUAAAACGUUUCACACUGAUUAAAACAGAUCGCUCUGUACUUUAUUAGCACACAAUCAGCUACCGUAAUUAAUCUCAUGUGACAAGUUUGAUAAUUCAGUUACAAGUAUGGAGAUCAUAAAAAUGACUUGGUCUGAUGAUCUGACAGUGCCUUUCUCCCUGUGGUCACUGCCAAGAAUUGUUCAUGUGGAGCCACCUCUUGUAAAGUUAGGCACAUUGCAGCUGCUUUUACUUCAAGACUCACACAUACCAGUUAGUCACUGAGAAGUGAAACAGCUCAUAUGAAUUACAUUUGUAUUUUUAUACAAAUCCUAAACUUUACUUGCUAUAAACCGGGGUCAUAUACAAAUAUGACUCAUUCAGUGCAUUUCCAAGCUGUCCAAUUUCUGCAGACAAAGAGAAAGAAAGAAAAAACAAGUGCAGCCACUCGAGAAUGACUGGAUUUUGAACUUAAUCACAUUUUGUGAAUAACAGCAGAUCUUUCCCAGGCUAAAGACCACCUGCUUUAAGGUGAUUUCCUCAUCUUUAAGCCCUUGGAACUUAUCGUUUGUCAGUUCCCAACCAAUCAAUUUGGCCAAAUUAACCUGCUUGACCUUUCGCGUCCAGUUUCAUACAUUCUUUCACCCUGAGUAAGCUGCGAGAAUGACUGAUAAUAUUGCGAUUAACAAACCUUGGUGUAGUGUUGAAGUCAUCCAGUGCACGUGGUGCUGUUUUUGCUCACUUAAAAGAAAACUAAGAGAUGAAAUAAAAACACUGCCAAUUAAAUCAGCCUCCUGACAGGGGGGGGCAAUGAUGAAAAGGGGGAAAACAAAGGGAAGAUCAGGAAGGAGAUUAAAAAGCACAGAGGUGAGACAAAGUGGUAGAGAGUGUCUAUGUUCUAAAGGGAGUAAUAUUAAGAAUGUAGCGUAGUAAUAAAUCAUUAAUAUGUCUGUCCAAUUUGAAAGAUGAGUCCUCUGAAGACCCGGUGAGCUAAGUUAUCUGUCAUACAUGCUAAGAAAUAUUACAUCUCAUUAACGUUACUGAUGUUUUUUGGGAUUAAAAGUGAAGGACAAAGAAACAUAUUUUACUGUUUGGGAAACUUUAUGCUUCUUUAUUCAGUUUAAUAUUGGGGUUUUUUGUUUUGUUUUUACAUAUGGUCUAAAAAUAAGAAAAAAGCGGGAAUGCAUUUGCAAAAGUUCAUAGAAAGAAACAGUACUUUUGGGACAUGACUUAAAAAACACACACAAUCAAUAGAAGAGCUCAAUGUAGUACAAACUACUCGUCUGUACUUAGUGGAAUGAUUGCAUAUACACACACACUGCCACUAGAGGGCAAUACGCACCUACGUUAUCACGCAUUUCUUGUGCAGUCUGCAGUCAGCUUGAAAGAGAAAGCAAAAGAUUGUUUUGUCAUUGUCCCUCAAAGCUUACAGUCAUCGAAAA